CAUCAUGUCCGAACCAAAGAAGAAUUCGCUAAGCGAAAGAGCUGUAGCAUUUUCUGUCGACGCUUUGCUUGGUUUCAAAGAGAAUACGAACAGAAAAAGUUUCACAUCUCAAACUUGUGUACAAGACUCAGGAAAUGGGAAUCAAAUGGAUCAAUGUUUUGCUGCAAUGAGCACUUUCGGAUCUCGAGGGAUUGGAAUGGAACUAAUCGACAAAGAGUUAUGGACACAGUUUCACAACCUGGGGAAUGAAAUGAUAAUAACUAAAAGUGGCAGAAGAACAUUUCCUGCUUUGAAAGUACAUGUUAGUGGCUUGGAUCUCGACAGCAGUUAUAUUAUAUGGUUGGAUAUUGUACCAAUGGAUCAGUUACGAUAUCGAUAUGUUUAUAGCAGCUCAAAAUGGACCGUUGCUGCAAUGGAAGGAGAUGUGCUUGGAAGUCCAGCAUAUGUACAUCCUGACAGCCCUGCUUCUGGCAGACACUGGAUGUCACAACCGAUCACAUUUGAUAAACUUAAGCUCACGAAUUGCAAAAAUCCCACUUCAGUUUUACAGGUACCUCUCCGGUCAAUGCACAAAUACCAGCCUCGAAUUCAUAUCCAGAAAGCAAUGGGAGCCAGGGAAAAUCCAUACCUGGAAGUCAACAGCUCAUUAGCUCUAACAUUUACUUUUGCAGAAACUCAGUUCAUCACAGUGACGGCAUACCAAAAUCAGCAGGUU
Stegodyphus dumicola is the source of this 715-nucleotide messenger RNA. Its product is annotated as T-box transcription factor mls-1-like. NCBI's taxonomy places the organism in Eukaryota, Metazoa, Arthropoda, Arachnida, Araneae, Eresidae. Gene Ontology annotation, cellular component: nucleus; chromatin. Gene Ontology annotation, molecular function: RNA polymerase II cis-regulatory region sequence-specific DNA binding; DNA-binding transcription factor activity, RNA polymerase II-specific. The record is from RefSeq and is a predicted model, not a curated record. Gene Ontology annotation, biological process: cell fate specification; regulation of transcription by RNA polymerase II; positive regulation of DNA-templated transcription.